AUUUAUAGUAAACGCGCGACUUUUGAAACCGUGGAAACCUGAUGAUGAUAUCUUGAAAGUUCGUUAGAAUCAAGUACGGUCAGAAGCCGACUCUGACACCAUGAAUAUCUUUGAAAACAACAUGAACAAAGCUGUUGAGCCAAAACGUGGUUCUGCAAAGUCAGACUUUACAGCUUCUCCAGAAUAUAGUGAACAGUAUGAAACGGACUCUGAAUUGACUGAUAUGCAAGAACAAACUGAUUCAAAAGACCGGAAAGUACGAGAGACAAGUGGCGACUUGAGUACACAAAGGAGGAACAAACAAAUCAAGAAACUUCAUAAUCCUUUCCCAAUCCGAAGAAAUGCUUCUCACAGAUCAAAAUCUAAACCACAUCAUCCAACUGUACAAACAAAACCAAAUCAAAUAUUAACUAAGAAGUUAUAUCCAAAUGUUAGUUGUGGCAGUAGUAGUCAUAUCACCGCAUCAUCUGGUCUACUGGAAAUGUGGGAAUCGAAUCAACUGGCUUUGGCUGAAGCAAAUAGUACAAUUGUACAAUUGAAUAAAGAAUUAAAAGACUGCAAGCUGGAAUUGAAAACAGUUCAGAGACAGUAUAAAAUGCAAGCUGUACGAUUAGAUAAAGCAAUUGGACAAGAAGCUGAUAUGCCACAGAUUAUUGAUCGUUUGAACUCAGAAGUACGUACAUUACAGUUACGGUUACGUGAAAAAACGCUACAAUCAAGUGCAGAUCAAAGAAAAAUUAGUGAAUUGUUACAUCGUGUUUAUCUACUGGAGAAAUCUACAUGUGAUGAUAAACAAAAUCAGUCGUCGUUCGAUAAUGGUUCAUUACAAUCACGUAAAAAGUCUAAUAAAUCAGAAAAUACAACAAGUGAAUUAGACGAAGAAAAGAAAAAGAAUUCAAAAUUAAAACAUGAAAUUUAUGUGUUGACCAAAAAUUUUAAGCAACAAAUUAAUUCAACAAAUGAAAAACUUCGAUGUUUACGGGAAAAAUAUCAAAUUCUAGAGAAAAGUUUACAAGAGAAAUCACUACAGCUACAAGAGAAAUCUAAACUGUUAGAAUUGCAAAAUGUUUAUAGUCAACGAAUACCAAAGCAUAUUGUGCUAUCACACUUACAAUCGUCGUCAACACAAGCCCCACCGCCGCGCCGUGUCAACGAUGUCGACAAGCAGCACAACAGGGACACAACAACCUGUCCAACGACUUUUGUCGAUGACGGUUAUGAUCUCAAUAAUAUUGAUCAGCAUAAAGUCAAAGAUCUGCAAAAUAAACUAUCAACUUCAAGUAAACAUUCAUUUAAUACUACUACUGAUAAUCCAGUUAGUAGUAAAUCUUUUCUGCCUAAAAUCAACUCGAAAUCGAUCUGCUCUCAUGACGAUGGUGAUGACAUCAAUAGUCACGACAGUGCAAAAUUCUUGUCAAAGUCAAAAUCAAUCUCAUCUCAAUCGAAUUCACAUGAUGAUGAACAUGGAAAUAAAAAGUCUGAAAAAUUUGAAAAUUCUAAAAAAAUCAAUCGUGUCUCGUCAUCUUCAUCAAAAGAUGAAAAAAUACUGGAUGAUAAUAAAGAAAAUUCAUGUGGUGAAUCCGUUCUUAAAAAUACAAUAAAUGGUGACCAUGUACAAUUGAAUAAAGAAAAUAAACCGUUAAAUAUGACUGGAAUAAAACAACCAAAUCAAGAACAAUCCCUACCAGCGGCAGUACAUGAAUAUACUUCGCUGAUGACCAACCAGAAUGAUACACCAAUACUUCAGACAUGUAAAUCAUUUCAUGAAGAUGAAAUCUUCAAACCAAUCCCUGUAAAUUUAAAAUCUGAAAAAUAUGAAUUCUCUGAAAACGAUUAUUAUUUAAAAACUAAAAAAGAUAAAUGCGGAAUACAAGAAGUUGACAAGGUGAUGGGGAUAAAGCAAAAUACGAAGAUGAAGGAGAACUUGACGAAAAAGAAUGACGACAUCAACCACGACUGUGAUGGAGACGACGAUGAGGAAACACAACAGAAACUUCGUCUUUUACAAACCCUACAACAAGUUGAGAAAGAAGAGGAAACUAAACAAAAUCAAAAGUUAAAUUUAUUUUCAACAUCACCACAGCAAGUAAUAUCGAAUGAAAAGGAUGAUUUAAUAAAAAAUACUUUUGGGAAAGCAAGAGAACAAGAACUUUGGAAUGAUUUAUUUGGACCGAAAAAACACUCAGAUGGUGCUGAUGUCGAAUGGAUGGUUAAUUCAUCCUCGAAAACUAAUAACAAUCCACCAAUGAAUAAUUUAAACAAAUUGAACUCAUUCAAUAUUAAUACUAAUAUAAACAAUGAUAAGCAAACUAUGAAUGAUAGUAAUUUAAACAAUAACAAACAUACUCGAUCUUUUACUGUUAAAAAACCAUCAUGGUUAACACCAUCAAAUAAACGCGGCAAUGAAUCAAAUGAGAUUAAAAAACCAAAUUCAUUCACUUUUAUUCAAUCAAAAAGUAAUAAUAAUAAUCAAAAACUGAAUUUAUCGAAAACACCAGUUUCACAGAUAAAUGAUGACUCUGACCUUGAAGAAUUACACAUUUAAACAACUCAUGGAAUAUUUUUUCAUUGGAU
Messenger RNA from Trichobilharzia szidati, 2574 nucleotides. The record is from the annotation of a GenBank genome assembly. Lineage: Eukaryota; Metazoa; Platyhelminthes; Trematoda; Strigeidida; Schistosomatidae.